CGCUGGAUCCACACAGUGGUAUUUUGAACAUCGAAUGGCGACUAGGAACGUCGAAUGGAGGCCGGGAAUUAGGUCAAGGGAUUAUGAAGGCGAAUACAAUAUCAAAUGAGACUUGUGAAACAACUGAUUGUUAUUGUCCAGACAUUGGCCUAUGUCAGACCUUGGGCUACAGUAUUCCAUUGAACCAACUUGUCGCUAAUAACACGCAUGUCGCGGAUCAUAACAGAAACUAUUAUUUUUGGAUCAAAUCAAGAAAUAACGCAGGUCUUACAAACAUCGAAUAUCUCGAUAUUUUGGUCGACUAUUCGCCCCCAGAAACAGGAGUUAUUUUUGAAGGAUAUGAUGGUAACCCGGAGAUCGAUUAUACAAGUGACAAUGACUUACCUGUUCAUUGGCAUGGCUUUAUUGACCAUGAAAGCGGUAUCAUGAUGUACAGAGUCGCACUUGCAGAGCAUUGCCUAAGCACGGAAUCAAUUCUUUCGGAAAACAAGAACGAUUCUAUUAUCGAAGUUAAGGAAGUUAUUGGAAGAGAAACAUCAGUAACGUUUAAAGCCAAUUUUACAGGGAAGUAUUACGCAAGUGUGAUAGCAAUAAACAACGCCGCAACCGCAUCGAAGGCAGCCUGUUCCGACGGUGUUGUCAGGGAUUUAUCUCCACCAGAAUUUAGAAAUGUUAAAAUACUUAAUGCCAAGCAUUCGGAAUCAGUUAUUUGUGACGAUAAAGAACCCUACUUGUUCACAAAAGAUCUUCAGAUUAUUGCAUUGAACGAAAAUGAACGGUGCUUAGGAAUCUGUAAGCAUGCGUAUGACCCUUCAGAUUUAGUAAGAGUGUUUCCAAUUCAAAAUCAAAAUACUUCCGACCAGAAUAUACAUGAAUUCAUUUGUGACAAAACUCCGUUAUAUACAAAUGAAGCUCCAAUCUCUAUUCCGAAUGACCAGUUUCAAAUAACGUGGGAUAUGCAAGAGGACGAAAGUCAGAUAGAAAACUAUUUUAUUGGCUUUGGGGAUGACGCUGAGAAUACGACACACCCUUCAAUACUUGACUAUAAACCUACUUAUGGCAAACGCUUCUUUCACAAAUCCCAUUUAGGAAUAAGUUCAGGAGAGCGAUUUUUCGUCAGUCUUAAAGCUUUGAGCAAGUCCAAAUCUGAGAGGACACAAAUCAUUGGACCUUUCAUUAUAGACGAAACACCUCCAGAGGUGCGCACGCAUCCAGUUGUUACCAUUUCAGAAAACCAUAUCACCAUGGGCUGGACCAAUAACAGCUUUUAUGAACCUGAUCAGGAAAAUAACAUAGACCAAAUAUUCUUCAAAAUAGAAUGCAAUGGAAAAGCAAUUAGCCCAUUUUAUGAAUGGAGCCGUGAAGACUCGGAGCCGUGCAGUGCAUAUUCCGGAGGAUGUAUUAGAUACCCCUUAAAGUCACUUCAGUCUUUCGAUACCGAUCAGAGCCUAGGUUUUCGGUUUCGAUUACACGUCUAUAAUAAUGCUGGUCAUUACGCAGAGAAACAUAUUCAGACACAUUUCAAAUUCCAUCAAAGUAUACACCUGGGCAAGCCAUCGUCUUUGACAUUGAUCCAUUGCACAAAGAUUCAACGAAUGACGUAGAUGUCCAUUUUACAUCAAAUACGUUGUGUGCAAAGUGGUACGGUUUUCGUCAUCAUGAAAACAUCAAUAUUCAAGUUGGCAUUGGGACGUCCAAUAGUUCUGACAACAUUGUGAAAUUUUCUUCUCCGACAUC
Mya arenaria is the source of this 1737-nucleotide messenger RNA. RefSeq lists its product as uncharacterized. The record is from RefSeq and is a predicted model, not a curated record. Lineage: Eukaryota; Metazoa; Mollusca; Bivalvia; Myida; Myidae. The coding region runs from base 84 to 1604 and encodes 506 amino acids. The transcript has 4 exons.